Nasonia vitripennis (jewel wasp) is the source of this 1888-nucleotide messenger RNA. RefSeq lists its product as uncharacterized. NCBI's taxonomy places the organism in Eukaryota, Metazoa, Arthropoda, Insecta, Hymenoptera, Pteromalidae. The record is from RefSeq and is a predicted model, not a curated record. Bases 941 to 1756 code for a protein of 271 amino acids. The transcript is spliced from 7 exons.
CGUAGGCUUGUGCCGCUCGGCUUUCUUCGGGCGCUUUUGCGCGCAAUAAAACUCAGUAAUAAAGUUGCGUACAUGCAAACGCGUUACUGAGUUUACUUGGUCGCGCACGUCUCCGCCGUAGCGUGCUCGCGACGCGAGGCGCCGCAGUCAGAACACAUACUAUCUCCAAGCUAUCGACAUUAAUUCAGUACGAGUCCGUAGCCAACAUGUGUCUCACACGCAUCGAUGCACGUUAAUGUUCCAGAGGUGCGACGAACCGAGCACGAGCAAGGAAUAGAGUAACAUUUUGAAAAGAAGUAGAACAAAAAAUACGAAAAGCAACCAAAUAAGCAAUUGCCAUCUACAAGGAUUUUUUUUGCUAUUUCACAUUCUGACAUUUUAUUGGAUAUUGGAUUUUAUUGGAAGCUGACGCUAGAACAAGAGCUGCAAAUAAAUCUAAGAGAUUGAUUCUCCCAAAGGAAUUAACUUUUAGUGAUAAAAAUGGAAAACUAUGUGAUGAAAACAGCAAAGUGGAACCACAAAAUGGUAAAAUAAUCAAGAAUAUAGUACAAAAAGUUAACUCGCAAAGAACAAUGGAUAAGUAUAAACUUCGUUCUUCUGAACGAUCAAUUAAUUUUCAGUAAAAUAAAAUUUCAAAAAGAUAAAACUAGACGUAAAUUGGAACAUUAUAUUUCGUUACCUAUUUGUUCGACACCUAAAAAAAGAAUAGAAAGAUUUUCAAAUUCAUAUAACGAGUAUAUUUCUCGAAAUUUCUCACCUAAAUCUGUACGUACCAUCUUCUCGGCAACGAACUGACCAAGCAGGGUUUUCAAAAUCACAGCAAUUAGUCAGCACAUUUCGCAACCGAAAGUUUGUCAACAUAUUUCGUUGUUAGUUAGAGAUAAAAGUUUAGUUUUACCGAUCUCGCAGCUGUCACCGAUAUUGGCAGGGUCUCAAGUGAAUGAAUCUGAAACUGUCAAAAUCAAAUAACCAGAUGCCAUGUGUUUCUGAUUCACAAAUCCCGCUGGGUUCGGAAAUUGCUAGUUCUUCAGAAGAUUCGCAUCCGAAAAAUCAGAUACGUUCGCAAAAAGGAUUUCCAGGACAUUCGUUUUCGCUAGCAAGCUCUAUAAAAGAUUUGCUUCCAGGAGGUUCACAUUCUAGGAAUGCUUCGGGUUUGGCAGUAUUGCCUGAAGAAGGUUCACUUUCGAAGACUUCUUCGCUUUUGUUACCGGUAAAUUCACGAGGAUCAAGACGAAGGAUUUCUUCGAAUUCACCAUUGGGGUCUUUAAGAAGUGCGCGUUCGUUUUUGAAAAAUCUGGAUACAGUUGAAACUCCAGAACGAUCACGUUCAAGGACUCCGCUACCAGACUCACCAGGAGGUUUGCCUGCGAGAUCUCUUUCACGUUCGUCAGAAGAUUCUUUAAAAGGAACAAGGCAUGAUAAAAGUAUUUCAAAACAAUCAGCUACAAAUGGUCAAAUUAAAAGGUCAGGUCCACGUUCUCGAACUCAACAAAAGCCUACGGAAAUAUCAGGAAAAAGACCAGGUCUACGUUCUAGAACUCAAGAGAAGCCUACGGAAAUAUCAGGAAAUAGAUCAGGUCCACUUUCUCGGACGCAUCAAGAUCCAAAUCUAUUGAACAGCCUGGACAGUAUCCUGAGUCAGAAGGUCCGCAAGAUGAUAAUCAAGAUUUGGAAGUUUCUGCAGCAAGCGAAGACUCUGCUGUACCAAUGCUUGAGCAGUACAAACCAAAAUUAUACAAAAAGUAUGAAAAAUUGAGAUACAAUUUGUACUCUGUGAUUCCCAAAAGACACGAACGAUACGAGAUUGUUAGAAAUAAGGUAUAUCUGGGUGAAUCUGUUAGAGUUGGACAAAAAUCAUGGCGAAUCAUGAAAAGCAGACGACGAAAUG